AUGUUCAUACUAUCGGAGCUCUCGGACCUCGUGCGUGUGCCGCCACCGUCGUUCAACAUCCCGACGCCGGUCGCUCUCAAGGAUGAGCUCCACAAGAAGUACGCCAACAAGGUCAUCUCCAACGUGGGACUCGCCGUGUCGGUGUGGGACAUCCUGGAGAUCAAGGACGGUCUCCUAAAACCAGGCGACGGCGGAGCCUACGUGGAAACACAAUUCCGUAUGAUCGUGUGGAAACCGUUCGUAGGCGAAAUCUUGACCGGCUGGGUCCAAGAGUGCACUGCCGAGGGCAUCAAAGUACGCAUGGACUUUUUCAACGACAUCUUCAUCCCCAAGGACUACUUGUUCGAGGGCUGCGUGUUUCGGCCGGCCGAGCGGGCGUGGGUCUGGCAGCCAGACGCCGACACCGACUUGUACAUUGACGUGAACGAACAGGUUCGAUUCCGCGUUGAAGAGGAGGUGUUUGCCAACAUCAAGCCCAAGUCGCUGGCUGAGGCAUUGGGCCUCGAGACAGACCGGGCGCCUCCGUACGCCUUGGUGGCGUCCUGUCAAACCGACGGCAUGGGUUGUGUCUCGUGGUGGGACUAG
Messenger RNA from Candidozyma duobushaemuli, 585 nucleotides. RefSeq names its product DNA-directed RNA polymerase III subunit. The record is from RefSeq and is a predicted model, not a curated record. The transcript has a single exon. Gene Ontology annotation, cellular component: RNA polymerase III complex. NCBI's taxonomy places the organism in Eukaryota, Fungi, Ascomycota, Pichiomycetes, Serinales, Metschnikowiaceae. The coding region runs from base 1 to 585 and encodes 194 amino acids. Gene Ontology annotation, biological process: transcription initiation at RNA polymerase III promoter; DNA-templated transcription. Gene Ontology annotation, molecular function: DNA binding; DNA-directed RNA polymerase activity.